Penicillium angulare is the source of this 717-nucleotide messenger RNA. Its product is annotated as GNAT family N-acetyltransferase. The transcript is spliced from 2 exons. Gene Ontology annotation, molecular function: protein-N-terminal-alanine acetyltransferase activity; protein N-terminal-serine acetyltransferase activity. The record is from RefSeq and is a predicted model, not a curated record. The coding region runs from base 1 to 717 and encodes 238 amino acids. Lineage: Eukaryota; Fungi; Ascomycota; Eurotiomycetes; Eurotiales; Aspergillaceae.
AUGACAAAAACAGAAAAUCCUAAUGGAGGCUCAACUCAGAUCAAGGGUCAAUACGUGACCCUGGAGCUCAUCAAUCAAUCGCACAUUGCGUCGCUGUUCAAAUAUCUCGGUUUUCCAGACAACAAACAAAUUGUCGACUAUGUGCAGGGAUUUCCAUACGUCGAAAAUGAAGAAGAGCUCGCCAACCACCUUUUUGGCUCUUUGCGCGAACAUCCAGACCUCACUAUCUAUGUCAUAAAAGCAUGCGAGGCUCAGCUAGGCCCACCGUCUUUGUCCGACAGCAAUUCCCACACGUCUGUUCUUGGAAUUUGUGGCUACCGGCUUGACCCGCCAGCCAACAUCGCCAAACUGGACGACAUUAUACAUUCUCCACUGCUGCAACGUACUUAUGCCGCCACAGAAGCACAAUACCUCAUGCAUCGUCAAUUGUUUGAAGGACUGCCAGUGGCAUACCGUAGGGUCUGGGUUGUUUCUAACUCAUUUAAUUUCAGAUCUCGGCAGUAUACGGAGCGGAUAGGUUACAAGUAUGAAGGGACCUUUCGCAAGGAUAAGAUUACCCGCUGGGGUACCACGCGAGACUCAGAUUGCCUGAGUAUGCUAGACGAAGAGUGGCCUAUCAACAAAAGAGUGUUGCUAAAGUGGCUAAAUUCGGCCAAUUUUGACACUUAUGGGAAACAGAUCAAGAAACUUGACGAAAUAAGAGCCCAGGAACUGUGA